This is a messenger RNA of Bufo bufo (common toad), 979 nucleotides long. Its product is annotated as phospholipase A2 inhibitor and Ly6/PLAUR domain-containing protein-like. Lineage: Eukaryota; Metazoa; Chordata; Amphibia; Anura; Bufonidae. Bases 67 to 723 code for a protein of 218 amino acids. The transcript has 5 exons. The record is from RefSeq and is a predicted model, not a curated record.
UGCCUCCCACAUCGCCGUUCUUCUCUGGGCUUCAUCUAAGAGUUGCAUCGUCUCGUUACAGUCAUCAUGUUCUUCUGCCUCCUCUUCCUAAGUGUUAUUUCAACAUUACCGACCACCAGUUAUUCUCUAACUUGUAUAGAAUGCUCGGGUAUUGAUGAGUUUGAUAUUGGCAUUCCAUGUACGGGAAUUGUGAAAACCUGCUCUUCAAAGGAGGUUUGCGUAUCCAAACAUUCCGUGGCCAUAAUAGGUGGUUUGCAACAACCAAGAGCCUAUGGAAGAACUUGUGGGCAACGUGAGCUGUGCUCUGUUUCAGUCAGUGCUAGCGCUCCUUAUGGAAGAAUAAUGAUGAGCUUCUCCUGCUGUGACACAGAUCGCUGUACUCCUCCCCGUCCCGAAUUGCCUUCUAUAUCCUCUGAAAAAAAUGGCGUUGUCUGCAAGACCUGCCAGAGCAAGGAAAACGUUCCCUGUGACUCUACGACUUACAUGGACUGUGUCGGAGAAGAAACAAAGUGCUUUUCUCAGGUGACAAGUUCAGGAUCGCGGGGAGCGGCUGAACGUGGCUGCGCCACCCCGAGCUUGUGCGCGAUUCCUCAUAACGAAGGGUCGUUUGGAAAUCUGGAUUUUAAAGUGGAUACCACCUGCACGGACGGAGGUGCCGGCCUCCACUACCGCCUGCAUCUGCUGCCCAUCACCUUCAUUUGCCUCUUCAAGGUCAUGAGUUAAAGUCAUCGUGAAGGUCAAACGUCCGAACCUUAAUCCGCUAUUAACGAUCGCUUACACCCCAUAAUUAUGUCCGUCAGUCGCCCUCUCGUCCAGUUGAUGGCUCUGUCUCUGGGAAAGCUGGGUGACAAGUAAUAUGGCUCCUAUAGGAGAGUCCACCAGGCUUUCCAUCACUUAUGAACGGCAAUCCUCCCAUCUCGCUGUCCGGACUCAGGGAAAGCUGGAUGAACACCCACAAUGGGGGUUGUAGUGGUAGCCA